Molecule: messenger RNA, 2820 nt
Organism: Colossoma macropomum (tambaqui)
Lineage: Eukaryota; Metazoa; Chordata; Actinopteri; Characiformes; Serrasalmidae
Product: metal transporter CNNM1
Exons: 10
Coding region: 1-2664 (887 amino acids)
Biological process (GO): transport; magnesium ion homeostasis
Cellular component (GO): plasma membrane
Molecular function (GO): transmembrane transporter activity
Source: RefSeq, a predicted model, not a curated record
AUGUCCUUCUACAACCCACUCAGCAUCAUGGCUGCGGAUGCUACGGAUGCUUUCCGCCCGCUCCGCAUCCCGGGACCAUGGUUGCUGCCCCUGCUUCUUCUCUUCGCUUCCGAUUUCCCUGCACCGGCCCUUGGCUUGCUGGGUUUCCGCCCGGAGGAUACGGGAAAAGAGCUGUCCGUGGAGGAUGGGGUGCUGAAGGCGACCGAAGGAACGCGCUUCAUGCUACGCGUGUACUAUGCAGCAUCUCCGCAGAGGCUCAACCGAACUGUCAGUGGCAGAGCCGACGCUGCAACUGCACCGUGGAUCGCGUUUAUAGAGGAACCUGAACCUGGCAGAGAGGGACAGGUUCACCCAAAACGGAACUUGUGCGUUGAAGAAAGUGCAAGGAGCUCUGACAUCGAGCUACUAGGGACUUUUAAAUCUGCCUCAAGCCAAAAUUCCAUCCUGGUGGAGUUGCUUGCUAAAGACCUACGACGAGGUGAGAAAAUCAAGUAUUAUUCAAUGUGUGCCUUUGACGGGGCGAAGUGGGAGCACUUUAGAACGAGAGACUUCUGGCUCGCAGUCGUCGAGCGGCCACCUCAUGCUGACGGAUGGCUUCAAGCGACUCUAUCGGUGCUGCUGUUGGCGCUGUCUGCGCUCUUCAGCGGGCUCGUUAUAAGUAUGCUCGCUCUUGACCCCGUGGAGCUCAAAGUGCUCCAAAACAGCGGCACCGAGAAGGAGCAAAAGUAUGCGCGAAAGAUCGAGUCUGUGCGCAAACACGGCAACUACGUGCUCUGCACCUUGGUUCUGUGCAAUGUGCUCACCAAUACAUUCUUAGUUAUUUGGAUGUGCCAAAUUCUAGGACUCACACCUCUGUCGACCGCAGCCUGCACUUUUCUGAUCUUCUUUGUUGGAGAGAUUCUGCCGCAUUCCGUUGCAUCCAGACACGGACUGGCAAUAGCUUCCAAGACCAUCUGGUUGACACGAUUGCUGAUGUUGGUGACUUUUCCCAUCACAUACCCAAUUAGCAAAUUACUGGACAACAUGUUGCACCAAGAAAUUAGUAACUUCUACACUCGCGAAAAGUUACUGGCAAUGCUGCGCGUCACAGAUCCCUAUCACGAUUUGGUGAAAGAGGAACUCAACAUCAUACAAGGGGCCCUGGAACUUAGGACCAAAACGGUCGAGGAUGUGCUGACUCCGCUCAAUGACUGCUUCAUGCUGGCUUCAGACGCCAUCCUGGAUUUCUAUACAAUGUCUGAUGUCAUGCAGAGUGGUUAUACACGGAUCCCUGUGUUUGAGAAUGAGAGGUCCAACAUUGUGGACAUUCUGUUUGUUAAAGACCUCGCCUUCGUUGAUCCAGAUGACUGUACCCCUCUAAAAACCAUCACCCAGUUCUACAAACAUCCUUUGCAUUGUGUAUUUAAUGAUACCAAGCUUGAUGCAAUGCUUGAGCAGUUCAAGAAAGGGAAGAGCCACUUGGCUAUAGUGCAAAGAGUCAACAAUGAGGGAGAAGGGGACCCAUUCUAUGAAGUCAUGGGCAUUGUAACUUUGGAGGAUGUUAUUGAAGAGAUCAUCAAGUCAGAAAUUGUGGAUGAGACAGAUCUGUACACUGAUAACCGCACUAAGAGGCGAGUGUCUCACCACGAGAGAAAACAGCAAGACUUCUCUAUCUUCAAACUAUCCGACAGUGAGAUGAAGGUGAAGGUGUCCCCUCAACUGCUGCUGGCCACACACCGCUUUCUAGCUACAGAAGUGGAGCCUUUUAAGCCGUCCCAUCUCUCAGAGAAGAUCCUGCUGCGCCUCAUUAAGCAUCCAAGCGUUGUGCAGGAGCUCAAGUUUGAUGAGAAAAACAAGAAAUCACCAAAGCACUACCUCUACCAGCGCAACAAGCCUGUUGAUUAUUUUGUCCUGAUUUUGCAGGGUCGAGUAGAAGUUGAGAUCGGUAAAGAAGGACUGAAGUUUGAAAACGGUCCUUUCACUUACUAUGGCAUGCCUGCCAUUAUGGCUGUCCUACCCACAGUUCACAGGUCACCAUCACGUAGCAGUGGACUAAACCAUUCUGACACGACUAUCCACGGGGGUAGUCUGGGCCAGCUGAGCAUAAGUGGAGGGGCAUACCUACCAGACUACUCUGUCCGCCAGCUCACGGACCUGCAAAUUAUCAAGAUCACCCGUAACCACUAUCAGAAUGCUCUGACGGCCACACGGAUGGACAGCUCUCCACAAACACCUGAUGCAGAAACACAGGCCACAGGCGAGAGAUCGACCAUCCCGGAGACUCGCUCCAACAGCAUUGCCCUGCCCCUGACCCGAUCCCACCAACACACGCAGCACUUCAGACAGCCCCACAGUACCUCCACACUCAACGAGAGGAACCGCAUCGUCAGGAGUAAAUCAGAUGGGCAGAAGAGCCCCAGCGACUCUGUGUUCCUGCGCAUGGACGAGAUCCCCUACAUGCGGACCGAAUGUCUAGAAGAAAAAGGAGGAAAUGACUCUAUGACCAUACCUAUGGAAACGGGCCUGUCCACGUCUCAGUUGAUCAGCUCACACUCUCUGAAUGGAUCAGAUGAGACACUGGGCAAGAAGCUGCUGCGUAAACUGAGUAACAAAAAGCGGAAAAAGUCCCGCGAUGGGGAGAAACCAAUAGAGGACAGUUGUGAACAGUCCCAGGUGAAGACCUAGCACUGAGAGCGUGGGCCUUUGCCUUUCUCACACUUCUACAGACUCCCACCAAUGUGAAAUCUCCUACUGUAAUGCUGACUGACUUUUUAAAGGAGAAAAGAGCUCAGUGUGCUGAGAAGGACACUGAAGAAGAUCUUAAGACCUUGCCUUCUACAU